Micropterus salmoides (largemouth bass) is the source of this 2655-nucleotide messenger RNA. RefSeq names its product small integral membrane protein 14 (gene smim14). The record is from RefSeq and is a predicted model, not a curated record. Bases 179 to 499 code for a protein of 106 amino acids. The transcript is spliced from 5 exons. Lineage: Eukaryota; Metazoa; Chordata; Actinopteri; Centrarchiformes; Centrarchidae. Gene Ontology annotation, cellular component: endoplasmic reticulum.
AAUAGCUGGUUCCUCCUCACGUGUAUCAAACAAAACACAGACGGUAGGUUGAAAUGUCUGCAGACUAACGGCUUCGGCGGAAAAGAACAGUGCUGCAGCAGUGUAGCCCAGGCCCUUUAACGAUAUUUGACGUUUUCUGAACGUCUACAAAGCUCAAGUGCACACCGUCUGGUGAGAAAUGGCAGAGGGAGGCUUUGAUCCUUGCGAGUGCAUCUGCACCCAUGAGUAUGCUAUGAGGCGCCUCAUCAACCUGCUCAGGCAAUCUCAGUCCUACUGCACAGACACAGACUGCCCUCAGGAAUUGCCAGGUCCCAGUGGGCCAGCUGGCAACGGAGGAGGUGACCUGACCCUCCCCAUGGUCAUGAUGGGAUGGAUGGUGCUGGCUCUGCUCCUGUUCCUGCUGCGCCCAUCCAGUCUCAGGGGUCAUCGUCCCUCAGGCAAACCUACUGGACCCCACAAUAGUGACAGAAGAGAGCCCCCAGCACCACCUAUUGAUUAGCAGAGAAGCAAGAGUACCAGCAGUCAUCCAUCUGCUCUGACUGGAGCUGCACAGUUGGCUAGUUACUGUGACCAGAACGGCACAAUCUCCCUGUCAAUCUUCACUCUCCAUAUCUUUUUGCUUUCUUCCUAUUUUAAUGGUUGGAUCUGUCUAAUGAUUCCUGUUACUAGAGCCCAACUGAUGCUGGAUUUAUGAGGUCAAUACAGAUGUGGUAUUCCAAAGUUGCAAGAAAUCUGAUCAUCUAGAGGUCAAUAUUGAUGUUUUGAUUUUCAUAAACACAACAUGAACAGUUUUGGCAUAUACUUUUCUGCUUUGGUUAUUUUUUGACAAAGAUAUAGACUGAGGAAGGAUGUUUUACACUUACAAAACCUUUUUGAUCAGGAAACUUAAUAACUAAAUGUAUAAAAAGCCAGUUUUGACUGAUAAUAUUGGCCGACAUCAGCAUGAAGAUCUAUCAGCUGGGCUCUGUGUGUAAGUCUUUAAUUAGAAGGUUUGUUAUCGUUCUGAGUCGGUCCCUGAUCCCAGUCCUGAUGCUGUCUGAUCUGCAGAAAGGCAGACAUAAACUCAAAAUGAAGGAAUGCAUCACAUGGGUUGGGGGAGAAGGGAGGGUUAGCGGAGUUUAAAUUGUUGUUUGAGUGCUUGCUGAGUAAUGAAGGGUGGUGGGUUCUUCAGACUCUGAAACCACUUCCACUUUUAAAAUCAACAUUCUAAACAGUGCCAGUAACGAUGUCCUAUCACAUAAUGUGUUUGAUAUUAAUGCAGUGAAUUAAUCUUUUGUGUUUACGUUCAGGCCUCAAUAAGAUUCCAUAAUCGCCCCAGCCAGCAAAUAGUCCAGUCUUCUUUAUAAACUGCAUUUCCAAGAACGUGUCUGUCCUUUUUAUCUAUAACCCGGUUUGAUGAUUAAGACAGCAGUGCCAGAUUGUUUAUGUUUAGGGGUUUAAGAUUUGUUAAAUACCCACAUGUCAAACCUAAUUUCACAUCAUUGAAGUGCAGGCAGACAGAUAGGGUAUAAUAGUGGGGUAACUGUCAAACAAUAUACUCAGCACAAGCAAAUACGUUAUCAUAUUGAGAUGAUUCUAUGUACUGUAAUUGUUUUGUGGUUAAAUAAUCAUUGUAUACUGACCUAUUAGCAGCCGAGAAUCAUAUUUUAUUAGCACUUUUUUGUGUGUAUGUCUGUUCCUUUUUGAAGGCCUGUUGUACUAAUGCAGCCGUGUAAAUGGUGGCCUUGUGGAGACGGGGAUAAGAGUAGUCUGUGAUUAAUGGGAGCCAUCCAAAGUUUCUACUUCACAUCUUCUGUAUGAUAGUAUCUCAAACCAGUGAAAAGCAAAGAGAAAGACAGUGCCAUAUUUGAGGUCAUUUUUAUUUUAAAUUUGUGAUGGGAAUUAAUUAAUUAUUAUUAGGUUGAAAUAUAGUGAGUGAACAGAAAAAAUGGAAACCCCUUAAUGCAGACCAAUGCACUGGGGAAUGUUGUUUGGUUUCUUAACCAUGUAUGUAAUUGUGUGUGGAUGUUUAUAACCGUACAAAAUGCUCUGCCUCAUGCAACACAAACUACAGCCUCAAAGUUGCAAAGGAGAAUCAACCUUUCUUUGAUACAAUCUCAAGAAAAAUGGAACAUUAUAAUGGGUGGUAUUUUUUUAUAUGUCUAUAAUUGCUUAUUGGAUUUCAGUACACAAUAGAGGGUUUCCUGUCUUUCUAGUAUCUGUCAUGCCCGUGUCGUGGAAACAUGGUUACAGCAAGUGUUUCUGGGCCCUGGUUGUGUUUUUGGUUGUAUUCCAGGGUAUCUGUGAUAUCAGAAAUUACACAGAUUAGUCUUAAAUUGUAGGGUGUUAUUUGAAGGCAUGGUAUAAGAGUUCACAACCUGGAUAUGAUCUGUAACAACUGUGGGCUGAGAUCAUCCUGACAGUCAGGCUCUUUCCAUAUCAGUGAAAGUUGCUACAUCUUUCCAGACUUGCUUGGGAGAGGGCAGGGAGGAGGAAGGAAACCGUUAAGUAAACCAUGAGUGGUUAUAUAAAAUGGGGGGGGUGCGCCAUACUAGAUUGUUCAGAUGUAUAAGUGGAAUAUCUGGUACCACAGAAGACCUUGAUUUAAAUUUUUACUGUCUAAAAAGGGCUUCAACUAUGCACUUUUCCUAUAACAAUAAAAAUAAUUCAGUCUUA